AUGGCUCCGACGCAGCCAGCGGUCGCUCCUGACCUCGACCUGCUUCUCAGAAAGAAUCGCCGGCAUAUGGCAGAGCUUCAUUCGGAGGGAUUGCAAAGUGUCCAAAAUGCCUUUCGUCAUCUCACAAUGGAGGAUGCCUCCGAGGCGGCCCCUUUCGAUGUAUCAGCAACAUUGGUCCGAGAACAAUCAGUCCAACCUCGUCUGACAAUUUCGCCAAACACUCAAGUUGGGCAGAGCAGCACUCUCUACACGCCCUCUCAUUCCAGCCCGAUCAACACAUCCAGGCUUCCAGUGGCCGAAGAGCAGACGCAGGACGGACAGAACCACCUCCAGCCUCUUGCUAGUACCUCCACAUCAGUCGGCACGUCGUUACCUGCGCAACACCGUUCCACUCCGAAGUAUCAUGCCUUGUCUCACGGCCACUCGCGUCCUGGCUCAAGCGAACGCAGUAACCUUGAGCGGCCGUCAAGUUACGACGCCGCCCUCAGAGGCCGCCUGAACCAGUACCAGGGUUACCUACACCAUGUCCAAGAUGAGCUGCACAACGCAGGCCCGAACACGUACGUCAGUCCGCCCAUUCCUCCAGGAGAGUUUCAUGCUGGGGAGGACUCUGUACAGCGUCUUCGUCGACAUACGCGCGUGCUUCACGACACCGUCAGCGACUUUGAUCCCAACGAACCCGACCCUGAGCACAGCCGUCCGUUCGCAUGGGAGUGCUGGGCGCUUAGGCUUCUCCUCCAAGAUAGGCAUGGGUAUACUGAGGGCGACCUACGGGCUUACCUCCGCGCCGAGUACAACGAGGCCUUGAGGCGGAAGGAUGCGCGAUUGGCAUACAUGCGUCGACAGUAG
Messenger RNA from Cyphellophora attinorum, 849 nucleotides. RefSeq lists its product as uncharacterized. The record is from RefSeq and is a predicted model, not a curated record. The coding region runs from base 1 to 849 and encodes 282 amino acids. NCBI's taxonomy places the organism in Eukaryota, Fungi, Ascomycota, Eurotiomycetes, Chaetothyriales, Cyphellophoraceae. The transcript has 4 exons.